Molecule: messenger RNA, 1413 nt
Organism: Pyrus x bretschneideri (Chinese white pear)
Lineage: Eukaryota; Viridiplantae; Streptophyta; Magnoliopsida; Rosales; Rosaceae
Product: putative disease resistance RPP13-like protein 1
Exons: 2
Coding region: 1-1413 (470 amino acids)
Biological process (GO): defense response to other organism
Molecular function (GO): ADP binding
Source: RefSeq, a predicted model, not a curated record
AUGGCUUUGGUUGGAGAGGCUUUGCUCUCCGGUUCAAUCAAGGUGAUGUGCGACAAGAUUGCCUCCGGACAGUUCAUGGACUUCUUCCGGGCAAGAAGACUCGACCAUUCACUCGUGGACAAACUGAAGGUGAAGUUGAUGACCCUCCAUGCAGUGCUCAACGACGCAGAGGAGAAGCAGAUUGUCAACCGUGCCGUCGGGAUGUGGCUUGACGAGCUCAAACAUGCUGUGUUCGAUGCCGAGGACUUGGUGGAUGAGAUCGAUACUGAAGCUUCGCGUCGCAAGGCGAAAGAUCAGACCAAGAAAACCCAGGUGUGGAACUUCCUUUCUACCUCUCGUAAACCUUUUAAUUAUAAAGGCAUGAAUGGUAGGAUCGAAGUUUUAUUCAACAAGUUGGAAGACCUUGCAAAUCAAAAAGACAUCCUCGGUCUCAGGGGAGGUGUAGUGGGCAAGGUUUCACAAAGAACUCCCACAACUUCUGUUGUUGAGGACGGAUUUUGUACCUACGGAAGGGAUGGAUGUAAAGAAAAGUUAAAAGCUCUACUGCUGCUAUCUGACAAUGAAAGUAGCAGUAAUUUUUCUGUAGUCCCUAUAGUCGGUAUGGGCGGGGUUGGUAAGACAACUCUUGCUCAACUCCUUUACAACGAUGAACAAGUUAAAGAGCAUUUUGAUAGUAAUGCUUGGGUUUGUGUUUCCGAACAGUAUGAGGGUUUGAGGGUUAUUAAGACCCUUAUUGAGGAAAUCACUAAAAAGCCUUGUGAUAUUUUGGAGAUGAAUUACCUUGAAGUUCAACUAAGGCAACAAUUGAUGGGAAAGAGAUUCUUACUUGUCCUGGAUGACCUUUGGAAUGAAAACUAUGGUGACUGGGAUCGGCUACGUACUCUUUUCACGUAUGGGGCAAAGGGAAGUAAGGUCAUUGUAACAACAAGGAGUAGACGUGUUGCAUCCAUCGUGCACAAUACUAUUCCUAUUCACGACUUAGAAAAAUUGUCGGAUGAAGAUUGUUGGCUGUUACUAGCAAAACAUGCAUUUAGAAAUGAAAACCCCGGUGCACAUCCAGACUUGGUUGAAAUUGGUAAGGAAAUUGCAUGUAAGUGCGAUGGUUUACCUCUAGCUGCAAAAACACUAGGGGGUCUCUUAAGUUGCAACCUAGACUACAAGGAGUGGAAUCACAUAUUGAAUAGCAAUCUUUGGGAUCCACCACAUGCUGAUAGUGUUCUUCCUUCUCUAAGAUUGAGCUACCACUAUCUUCCAACUUACUUGAAACGAUGCUUUGCGUAUUGCUCAAUUUUUUCAAAAGACUAUGAAUUUGAAAAGGAAAAUGUAAUUCUACUAUGGAUGGCAGAAGGUUUAGUUCCACAAGCAGAGAACGAGAAAGCAAUGGAGGAGGUUGGAGCAGAAAAAUUCACAUGA